Messenger RNA from Colossoma macropomum (tambaqui), 2443 nucleotides. It is a transcript of the gene eaf1, whose product is annotated as ELL associated factor 1. The transcript is spliced from 6 exons. Gene Ontology annotation, biological process: regulation of transcription elongation by RNA polymerase II; positive regulation of DNA-templated transcription. NCBI's taxonomy places the organism in Eukaryota, Metazoa, Chordata, Actinopteri, Characiformes, Serrasalmidae. Gene Ontology annotation, cellular component: super elongation complex. Gene Ontology annotation, molecular function: transcription elongation factor activity. The record is from RefSeq and is a predicted model, not a curated record. Bases 151 to 927 code for a protein of 258 amino acids.
CAUUCACCCGGAAGCUUUAGAAAUCGUACAUUAUUUGUCAACAAUAGCUCGUCUCUUGUGUUUUGAUCACAUUUCAGUCGUUAAACUCGGAAUUGUGACUUUAAUAAAGCAACGUUUUAUAAAUGUAGAUUGCACGCGGCAGUCGCAGUCAUGAACGGGAGCUCUAAUCCUCUCCUGGAUAAAGAGGAGCACGUUUUAAAGCUCGGAGAGAGCUUUGAGAAGAGACCCAAAUCCUCCUUCCACACAAUCAGAUAUGAUUUUAAACCAGCAUCCAUCGACACCUCCUGUGAAGGGGAGCUGCAGGUGGGGAAAGGAGAUGAGGUCACCAUUACGUUGCCUCACAUACCAGGCUCCACGCCUCCCAUGACAGUAUUCAAAGGCAACAAAAGGCCCUAUCAGAAAGACUGUGUUCUGAUCAUCAAUCAUGACACUGGAGAAUAUAUGCUGGAGAAGCUGAGCAGCAGCAUUCAAGUCAAGAAAACGAGAGCUGAGGGCAGCAGUAAGAUCCAGGCUCGGAUAGAGCAACAGUCAGUGAGAGCCACUCAGCCUCCCUCACAGUUCCGCACGCCUACCAAGCCGAGCACAGGGGCCAAAACAUCCCCCACUAAAGACAACCCCUCCCCUGAGCCCCAGCUGGAUGACAUCAAAAGAGAACUGCGAGCAGAGGUGGAGGUUAUAGAGCAGAUGAGCAGCAGCGGCAGCAGUAGCUCCUCAGACUCGGGCAGCUGUUCGGGCAGCGGGGACGACAGCUCCAGCAGCGACGGAGAGCAGGACACCCAUAAUCCUCAUGGCCACACCCACCUCUCCCCCAGCCGAGACCCUCUGGCCAACGGCACGGACAAAGCGCAGGGCAGCAACCAGCUAAUGAACACACUCAGGAAUGAUCUGCAGCUGAGUGAAUCGGGAAGCGACAGUGACGAUGAUUGACGGCUGCCCUUCAUCACUCGCCCAGCGUGGAUCUCUGUCUCUUUCUUUCUAAGCGCUGUGUCCUGCUCUCUGUCAGCUGCCCUCCUUUUGCAUUUUUGAGCUGUCAGCCCUUUUGCAGUGUUUAGUCUUCGUAUGUUUUUCCCAUAUCUCCUCAAAGUUCAUAGAGUGUAUUUUUUAUUAGAUGUAUAUUUUAAGGUUCUAGUGCAGAGUUGGAACAUAUAAGUAGGUGUAAAAAAUCUUAGCAUAGAGUUGUCUGCAAAAAACUUGGACAACCCCGGGCCACAUCACACAUUGUGUUGAUUUUUAAAGUGAAAGGAAGUAAACGUAACCUCUGCAGCAAACUAUUUAAAAAAUUACGUUUUUCUGCAAAAGUCAAUGUCUGAAUUGUGCAAAACAACAUUAUAUAAGUCAGAGGCAUUUUGUAAGCAAGUGCUGUGGAAAAUUGGAAAUCUUUGACCAAAUGUAUGUUUGGAGAAAACAGGAACAGCAUAUGAUGAAAGAAACACCUUGCCAACUGCAAAGCACGGGGGUAUAUCUAUUAUGCUUUGGGGUUGUUUGGCAGCCAGUAGCACAGGAAACAUUGCAUGGAUAGAUAGAAGAAAUGGAUCCAUUAAAUAUCAGCAAAUUCUGGAAGCAAAUGUGACAGUCAGUCAAGAAACUGAAAAGCUAAAAAGAGGCUGGCUUCUACAGCAGGACAGUGAUCCAAAAUAUACCUCAAAAUCCACCAUGAACUACUCCAAGAAAUGCAACCUGAAGCUUUUAGAAUGACCCUCAAAGUCCCCUGACUUGAAUAUCAUUAAAAAUCUGUGGUGUUCUGUGCUCUCUGAAAGAAAGAAUGGGUGAAAAUUCUUAAAACAAAAACAGAAAGUCUCCUAGCUGGCGACAAAAAGCAUUUGCGAUCUGUGGAAUCUGCCAAAAGGGAAUGUUAUGUACUGACGUAGUAGGGCGUUUAAACUUUUGCACAUGCCAUAAUUACUAUUUUUCUACUUUUUAAUUUAAGUAACUGUGAAUUAACAUUUGCUGUAGAGGAUGUUGUUUCUUCUUUUCACAAAAAUCAACAACAUAUGUAAUUUGGCCAGGGGUGCCUAAACUUUUGCAUACAACUAUACUUAUUCAAAAAGAAAUGUGUUAAUUUAUAUGCAGUGUUUUCAUGAAGUAAAAUUUAAGCUACUAGAAUGUUGCCAAGUUGGAAUCAUUUGGCAAGAAGGUCAUAUGGCAUGUCACUUACUCUCUACGGAGGUUUUACUGAAGCAGACAGAAACCAGUGUUGUCUGUUAGAUGAAAUGAAAAACUAAAUUCUGAGCUGGUGAACAGAUUUUAGCCUAAAUGUAGCUUUUAGCCAGUAUACAGAUUUUAGCCUAAAUGACUGUAGUAAAUGUAAACUGAAAAUUUACUUUACGAUUCAAAUGCUGAAAUUUCUAAUGCUUAUUGCUCAUUCUGUGAUGCAGCAUCUUGAAAUUGAAUUUUCUUUAUUGCCUAAAUUGCUAAUAAUUAAAGAGCAAUAAGCAGCUGUUUG